GUGCGACUAGUUUGGAACAGCUAACAGUGGAAAAUGUCUCAGUACUCAGGAAAGAUCGUGUUCUAUGAGGGAAAAUGUUUCACUGGGAGGAAACUGGAGAUCUGCAGCGACUGUGACAACUUCCAGGACCGUGGCUUCAUGAACAGGGUAAACUCUGUCCGUGUGGAGAGCGGGGCCUACAUCUGCUUUGACCACCCAGACUUCAAGGGCCAACAGUACAUUCUGGAGCAUGGAGAGUACCCCGAAUUCCAGCGCUGGAAUGCCCAUAACGAUCACAUGGGCUCCUGCAGGCCAAUCAGGAUGCAUGGAGAGCACUACAGGAUGGAGCUGUUCGAGGGAGACAAAUUCUCAGGCCAGUGUGUGGAGCUGUGCGACGACUGUCCGUUCCUGCAAGCACGAGGCCUGACCAAGAGCUGCAUCAACUCCAUCAAGGUUUAUGGAGAUGGAGCCUGGGUGCUGUAUGACGAGCCUAACUACCGCGGCCGCAUGUACAUCGUGGAGAGAGGAAACUACUGCACCCACGUGGAGUGGCAGGCGGAGAACCCCAACAUCCAGUCUAUUCGCAGGGUGGCAAACUAUUUCUAAACCAUCUCACUGUCACAGGCAAUGUGCCAGCAGAGAUGAAGUCAUCCACCGAGGAACAACACACCACACUGUCAAGUCAUCUGACGCUGACUCUGUGGGGCUAUAACAUAAUAAAAGAUAAAGCACAUGUUUCACAAUGCUUGUUGUUUUAUUUUUGUAUGGAAUACUUCAAAAGGCUGAAAUAAAGUAGUGAUCCUA
Molecule: messenger RNA, 783 nt
Organism: Anarrhichthys ocellatus (wolf-eel)
Lineage: Eukaryota; Metazoa; Chordata; Actinopteri; Perciformes; Anarhichadidae
Product: gamma-crystallin N-A
Exons: 4
Coding region: 34-585 (183 amino acids)
Biological process (GO): lens development in camera-type eye; visual perception
Molecular function (GO): structural constituent of eye lens
Source: RefSeq, a predicted model, not a curated record